GAAAAUUGCCAAAACAGAAUGAAAAACAACAUCUUUGUCCUUUUAGUACAAAACUUUUUUGUCUCAUUUUUGCUUUAGUUACCCUUUCCAUUUAUUAAACUUAAUGAAAUAAAUAAUUUUAUGAAUAAAAAAAUUAUACAAAACGUAAACAAUUGAUGAAAUACCCAUAUACAGAUUCUGAUAUAUUUUUUGGGUUCUAAAACUUGUUAAUUUUAAAAAAAUUAAUUACUACGAAACGAAUAUUUCAUCUUUUUACGAAAAAUGGCAUGAUGAAAAUUGAAUUCCAGAUUAAACAAGUUAUUCUAAUUUGGCUAGAACCAGUAAUUUACUUUUAAAUAGAAUUAUAAAUAUAAGGAAUAUGAUGUCUACGCAUCCUAAAGGUAGCUAUGUUUAUUCCGAAUGUAGCUAACUUUUAUGAGAAUUCUAAAGUUUUGCGAAUACAAAAUCUAGACACACCUCAAAAAUUUACAUAUGGUAGAAUCUACUUACAUAUUAUUUAUUCGCUCUCUACACAGUGUAGAAGUUGUAUUCUAUGGAUAAGAAUAACCAUAUUUCAAAAAAUUCAGUUACAAAAUAUUCUAAAAAUGUUUGGAAAUCUUAUUAGUUUCCUAAAACGUGCUUUAUCGAUUUACUUGUCAAAAAUCAUAAAAAUAGAAAUUAAGCUUUGUUUUUCAUCAAACCAUGUUUCUCCAUAGUUUUCUGGAGAUUUUCACAAACUUUUCUUCUAUUUAAUUUUUUUAUAUCAAAAUUUUUUUUAAAUUUUUAAUUUAUUUUAUUCCUAAUAUGUUUUUAAUAUUAGAGUUAUUUUUAAAUUUUAUUUUAUUUGAUUAAUCAAAGUUAAUUUUGGAAUUAUAAGAAAUUUAUACUAUAUGGACAAACUAAAGUGGGUUUUAUACUAUAGAGACAUAGAGUGUAUUUUUCAUUCUAUUUUGGCAAAUUUCUUUUUUUUUUAUUUAUCGAAAUUCCGGAGGAGGGCUUACCGCCACCUUUUUUUUCAUCCACGUUUUGAAACAAUUUUUAAACAACAAAAUUUCAAUAACAAAUUUAUAUUUUUAUAAAUUUACAUAUUGCUAUUGAACAAUGCAUUAAAAUAUAUAAAUAUAUCUUUUAAAAUCAUUUUGUUAAAACAUGGAUCUUUUCGAAACAAAAAGAUUUUGUCAAAUAGUAAGUUUUAAAACGUAGAUCUUUUGAAAUAAUUUCUAAAACAUGGGUGUUUUCUAAAACGUAGUUUUUUGAAUUUUUUUAACAUAUGAACCUUUACUAAAAAGGUUCAUAUAUAUAUGUUGCUUAGUGACACCCUGUGACAAACUUAAGUUUUUUUUUUUUGAAAAAGACAAACUUAAGUUUAAUACUCCUAUUUUACCAAUUUUCUCAAUAGAUGUUGACAAUAAAAGAGAACAUGUAAUUAAUCUCUCUCUCUCUCUAAUGUCUAGGAGAUACUUAUGUCUCAGUGUUAUAAAUUAUACCUUGUGUUAUCGUGUGUUACAAAAAAAAAAGACCUCGUGUUAUCAUCAAUUAUUACGACCAAAAAACAUUCUCUUCGAGAUUUGAGAGAUUCAUAUCAUUAAAUGCACUACUCAAAGAAAAAAAAUUUGUCGACCAAAAUACACAAAAUUAAAACCUUGUUUUCUGAGUAUCUCAAACGUAACCCAUAAAAAGACCAUGCAAAAUGGCCUAUAGAUAAGACUUGGAUGAGUCUCCACGUCACUUUCUAUUUUCGGCUUUUGUCCCCUAAACUUUCGACAACAUACGUCCCGCACCCCGACACUUCCCGGGACCUCUGUCUCCCCCUCUCUCUUUCUCCGCUCAUCUCCUAUUUGUAUAUUUUUAAUUUUUAACCUUUUUCUUAUUUAUGAAUAUGACUUUUAAAUUUAGUAUUCUUUAUUUACGUUCUUUUCUUUUAUUUUCAACUCGUGGUCCUCUUCACUCGUAACACUCUGGAAAUUUCCUUCUUUUUCUUUUUUUUUCGAAAAUUAAAAAUUUUCAUCUUAAAAUGUACGAGCAUCCCCGUUGGAGGAUGUAAAGAGAGGUUCACACAGUUUCUAAGAAAAAAAAUUAAUAUAAUAAUCUACUUUUUAUGAAUCUGUAUCACUUGAGCUCGCUAGAAUGAACCUAUAUCAACACUGUUUGCGGGUCCCAGUGAUACGUGACGGUCCGCGAUUGAUUGAUUUAUUAAUAUUUUUUUUUCAAAAAUGUCAAACGAAAAAAAAGAUUAUAAUAAUUAAAAAUAGAUUUUGAGAAAAGUUCACUAACGGGAGUGCUCUAAUACAGCUAACUUAUAUGUCUUUCAUACCAAUUAUUUUGCUUUUUUGUCUUUCUAAUUAAUAAACCCCAUGAAAUAUGCGUCAGCAUACAUCGUUUUUAAUGAUAUAUUUGAUAUUCUUCAAAAGAAAAACUAUGCGUAGUGUUUUGAUAUUGAGACUCCUUAAAAGAUAAAAAUGAUGUCACAUGGAAUAAAUAAUUAAAAGAACCUUGUCUAUGCAAAAAAGAAUAAACCAAGAUAAAUAUUAAAAAGAGGAAAAGAGUGAAGGCAACAGCACAUAAUAAGAGACAAAAGCAUCUGAACACAGUCAAGAAUAUAUAUACAUCCCCACCAAACAAACAAAAAUAACCAUGGAAGUAAAUCAAGAAGCUUCAUCAAUGCCAGUAGUUCCCAUAGAUAGUUUCUCUUACAGUUGGGUAGUUAACCGUCCUUCUUUAGAAGAUUCCAUUGAUGAUUAUCAUCAAACCUACGAAGAUUCGUCUUCUUCCUUCAUAGAGAUGGAUCCAAGAUUGCCUCCUUCGAGAAGAUUCUUCAUCAACAAAUCCCAUGAAAGUAGCUUCAAGUUCGAUAACUUCGUCUCUUUCUCCAACGAAGAUCACUCUUUAGUUCACGCCGACGAGCUUUUCCGCGACGGCUACGUCAUGCCUUAUCUACCAAAAGCCACGUCAGCAGCUACGGAAGAAGAAUAUGAGCCGUUGGACAAGAAAACGGAGAAGAAGAUGGAGACACGUGACAUUAUGAGCAAGUCUCCUUCUUCUUGUAGAAAGUUGAGAAGAGUUUCGAAAUGGGUUUUGUUGUUAUUGACGCCACUGUGUAAAAGAUUAAGGAGAUGUAGACCCGCUGGAUCAUCCGGAGGUAUCGGUAUCGACUCUAGGAUCCGUGUAACGACGUUGUCUAGAAGCAGAGUUCAUUCUGAUGAAAUGACUUCGUCGCCAAGAAUAAGUGUUGCAGAUGAUUAUUAUUGGAGAAGGUCUUGUGACUCAGAGAGCUCCAUUUACGAAGCCGUUCUUCAUUGCAAGAAAUCUUUCGAGAAAUGAGACUUAAGAAUCCAUGGAAAAGGAGCAGGUAGGAGUAGAGAUGGAGAAUAUUAAGCAAAUUGCAUUACACGUUACACAUGGAGUGGCAAAGAGAGAGCAACUUGUGUUGUGUCUUUUGUUGUUUCUCUCUCUUGAAUUAAAGAGAUUGAUGUGAUGAUUCCAUGUGAAUGUGUCAUCUGAUGUGAGUCAAGAACUUUCUUUUUUUACAUGAGUGGGCACAUAUAUAGGGCAGCUAGCAGAAUCAAGAAAAUAUUUUCAGAUUUUCUUGGGUAUUAUAGUUUCUUUUCAUAUAUGUAAUCCUAUGUGUAUCUUAUAUGUGCCUACCCAUGUUUUACUUUCUGGUCAAAUUGUGUUUUGAAUAUUCUUACUUUUUGUGAAAAUUUUGUCUUUUAUUGUCUUAUAGAUCAUAUGUGGAUGUCAUCAUAUAUAUGCAUGAUUGAGCUCCUUUUCUUA
This is a messenger RNA of Brassica rapa (field mustard), 3753 nucleotides long. Its product is annotated as probable membrane-associated kinase regulator 6. The record is from RefSeq and is a predicted model, not a curated record. NCBI's taxonomy places the organism in Eukaryota, Viridiplantae, Streptophyta, Magnoliopsida, Brassicales, Brassicaceae.